Molecule: messenger RNA, 1992 nt
Organism: Penicillium cataractarum
Lineage: Eukaryota; Fungi; Ascomycota; Eurotiomycetes; Eurotiales; Aspergillaceae
Exons: 1
Coding region: 1-1992 (663 amino acids)
Source: RefSeq, a predicted model, not a curated record
AUGCUCCUCCAUCCUGCCUACAGGAUACUCGCUGCGGUUCUUCCGUUAGUCGCCCUAUCUUCGGCAAGCGGUUCAAAUGAUACUUCGAAUGCUGCUCUCUGGAACAUCAUACCAGACUGCGCCAAGACAUGCGUGGAGAAUUUUAUCCAGGGCCAAUACACGUCGAAUGAAUGCUCGUCUGCAGAGGAUAUCAAGUGCCUGUGCCGAACCAAAACAGCUAUUGGGCUUACGUUGGGAGAGGCUGCUCUGAGCUGUCUGUAUGCUCUGUGUUCAGAGAAGGAUAUUUCCAGCAAGGGGAAUAGUGUAUACCAUGUCUGCGAUUCGGUGUCUGGUGCUAUACGUGAAACGCACGCUACAAUUACGGCGACGACGUUCGACCCGCCUAGCUCGACAACCACGAGCGCCGAUGUAACAACAAGUGUUAGUACAACAUCGGGCAAUACCUCGCAGACUAGAGUUGGCUCCUCUACGUCUAGUUUACCGACAUCUACGACAUCUGUCACAACUUCAAGUGAUUCGGGUAUUGUCUUUCAAACGACAUCAUCAGCCUCCGGGGUAGUCUCAGCCACGACCAGCGCUGAAAGCAUCUCAACGACUCCGAGUGAUACUGCUACUUCGUCUCCAUCCAAUGAUGGAAGUUCAAAUCAUGUUAGUUCUGGCACCGUCAUUGGUGUCUCCGUUGCAUCAGGAGUAGCCGGUUCUUUCAUCAUUGGCGUGGCCGUCUUCUUCUGCUGCAAGCGAUGGAAGCAAAGGAACCGCACAAUCAGGUCUAAUUCAGAUCAUGACUUUUUCGAAAUUGGAGGUGCAAUGUCUCAGCCUCCAGGGUUUUCACGACCAUCCUCGCGUCAUUCCUCACCCUCCCCAGAGCCAAACCCCACGGGACCAUCUUCAUUCGGCCACACAGUAGGCCAUCAAGAAGUUUCAGAGCUGCCCUGUACUCGCACGCCAACAGCGCAGAAUCUACCCGCCACCGCUACGGUGAUGUUGGUUCCGAACACGGAGAAGCCGAGAGAGAAGGAGCCCAUUGGAGUGGCUGUCAGCUCUGGGGACGAAUGGGAGUCUUCUCCGCGGACAUUGUCUUCGCAACAUACACUCGCCGAACCAAUCGCCCCCCAAACGACAGGGUUAUAUCCCAAACCACUCAAAUGGAGUCAUCGUCCCGUCAGUGGGGAAACGCUCUUUGAAGAAGAUGAAUUCCAACAGUCCCGACAAAGUGGCUCGCAAACAUCCGAAUCUCAACACGUAAUGACAGGGCUGCCGGCCAACCCUCGUGCUCUCAAAAAUGGCUUCCCAGCUCAAAAAUACCUUCGCCCUCCGCCACAGCGGUUAUACCCAGGCCAAACAUCGUCAACAUCCUCAGCACAAGCGGUUCCCAGUGAAAGAGCACUCGUUCCAGCUUUCUCUACUACCGCCCCCCGUGGCUCGCCGCCGUCCAACCCCAGCAGCACUCCCCAUAAUAGUUCCGGCUCCUCCCACCGCAACUCCGCAAAUACCCUCCUUACCCCCUUCAGUACAGGACAAGGCCGCAUUUUAAGCGGGAUGUCCACUAGCAGACCCAAUCCAGCUCAGACACCAAGUCCGCGUCAACUUACGACUAUGGCUGGCAGGCCAUGUCCAGGCCCAGCAACACCAGUCCCGCCCUCCAACGGCCUGGGCCUCACUCCAACCACAGAAAUUGUAUCACGACCACGUAUCGUCCGUCGAGAUGAUAUCAAACGCGUGCAAAUCCGCAGCAGCCCACGGCCACCCAGCGAGGUCGUCGUCCCAUAUUGUCCGGAGGACUUCUGGAUCGAGAGGGGCCGCAGCAGAGCCCCAUCAUCUACUGCUUCCACCGGUCUCCCGUAUCCAUCAGAAGCGUUUCCAGGCGCUGUGUUGUAUCCACGAAGUCCUCAGAGGAGGCCACAGGAUGUUAAUGAGCAGAGGUUGUCAGCGACUGGGCGGAGCUUAACGCCUUCCAGGAGGGGGCAGGAUUUGAUUCUGAGGGUGGAUUAG